Messenger RNA from Punica granatum (pomegranate), 1291 nucleotides. The record is from RefSeq and is a predicted model, not a curated record. Lineage: Eukaryota; Viridiplantae; Streptophyta; Magnoliopsida; Myrtales; Lythraceae.
AAUGUCGAAGAGAAAAGAAUGGGGGAACGGUUUUGGGAGAAAUUUCCACCAUUUUGAAGCACGGACAGAUUAUUGGAGAGAACGAGCAAAACAACGAAGAAUCUCUGAGCCUGAGCUGCGGCUAUGGCGACUGUACGGAUGAUAGAUAUAGCAGUCAACUUCACGGAUGGGAUGUUCAAGGGAAUCUAUAAUGGCAAGCAGUGCCAUGCUCCCGACAUUGUUACGGUCUUGAACAGAGCUUGGACUGCUGGCGUUGAGCGCAUCAUUGUGACUGGUGGAUCGCUGGAGGAAUCACGGGAAGCUCUUGCAAUUGCAGAAACUGAUGGGAGACUUUAUUGUACGGUUGGAGUGCACCCAACCAGAUGCAAGGAAUUUGAAGAUAGUGGGGAUCCAGAAAACCAUUUCCAGGCACUACUCUUGUUGGCUAAAGAGGGAAAACGAAAGGGAAAAGUGGUGGCAGUUGGUGAAUGUGGAUUAGACUAUGACAGACUCCACUUUUGCCCUGCUGAGAUUCAAAAGAAGUACUUUGAGAAGCAGUUUGAAUUAGCAUAUGCGACGAAGCUCCCAAUGUUUCUUCAUAUGCGUGCAGCUGCUGAAGACUUCUGCGAAAUCGUCGAGAGAAACAAGGACAGGUUCUGUGCGGGGGUGGCGCAUUCAUUCACUGGGACUUCAGAAGAACGUGAUAAGCUUCUUUCAUUUGAAAAUAUGUACAUAGCAGGUGUCAAUGGUUGUUCUCUGAAGACUGCAGAGAAUAUUGAUGUUGUAAAGGGUCUGCCUUUGGAGAGAGUGAUGAUUGAAACAGAUUCUCCCUAUUGUGAAGUCAAGAGCACCCAUGCAGGUAUUGGUCAUGUUAAGACCGUCUGGCCUUCCAAGAAGAAAGAGAGGUAUGAUCAGGAGAGCAUAGUCAAAGGUCGGAAUGAACCUUGUUUAGUUCGGCAAGUUCUUGAGGUGGUUGCUGGUUGUAAAGGUAUCGAAGACAUAAAUCAACUCGGUAACACUUUGUACCAUAACACAUGCAGGGUUUUCUUUCCUCAAGACUUGGAUACUGCAGCGGAUGCUCUUCUAGCAGGAAGUCCAACCCAGCCAACCAAAUGACAUCCUCAAACUUGCAUGUCUUACCUAUACAAUUUCCCAUGCUCUCCUUCAAAGAGCAAAGGAAGAACUCUUUUCAAUGCAUACUUAAUUUUGAUCACUUCAUAGUUGGCUGAUCUUGAACAGCCUAUAAGUAGCAAUGCUAGUUCUGUUGUGUGAUAUCGAAGCUGAACCAAUAUUUCAUUCUCCUUACCUUUCA